Bombus pascuorum is the source of this 9231-nucleotide messenger RNA. Its product is annotated as brefeldin A-inhibited guanine nucleotide-exchange protein 3. The coding region runs from base 40 to 6663 and encodes 2207 amino acids. The transcript has 22 exons. The record is from RefSeq and is a predicted model, not a curated record. Gene Ontology annotation, molecular function: guanyl-nucleotide exchange factor activity. NCBI's taxonomy places the organism in Eukaryota, Metazoa, Arthropoda, Insecta, Hymenoptera, Apidae. Gene Ontology annotation, biological process: regulation of ARF protein signal transduction.
CUCCCGUUAUCGAUCAGUCGCGUGUUAGUCCACCGUGACAUGGAGGAUCUUCUGCUGCAGAUCGUCCGAGAAUCAAGCAAUGCAAAAUUACAAAAUUUGCGGAAGUCUGCGCAAGAAGCGUAUGACUUUCUGGACAAACAGCAGGGAUUACUACGCGAUCCACCCCACGAAUUACGAGCAAAAUGUCUACAUACCUUUCAGCUAGCACUAGAAACGAAGAGGAGCAAAUUCGUUGCAUUUGGUCUGUCGGGAUUACAUAAAAUGUUAAGGGACGAUAGAUUCCAGUCACCGUACGAGCCAGAGGAUGAUUCUCUUUGGCUACCCGCGCAAAUGUUGCACGCAAUGAGUUCCAUGUUAUCCCAAUCUGACGACACGCAGACGGACAUGCUAAAAGUUCUGUUACAAGUUGCCUGUUCCUCUUACUGGACGAUGAACGGUCGUUUAAUAAUCGCCAUUCUCACUACUUGCUGCGAGGCUUUCGAAAAUGGGAAUCAAGCGGUGAGGACCGCGGCUCAAGCUGCAACCAGUCAAACGUUACGGUCUUUUUGCCUAUUCCUAGACGAGGAAUGUCAAGAAAUGGACGAGAAUGCAAAGAAGAAUAAGAAUUUAUGGGAAAGAGGUGUCUCCUGUUUCAACGAAGCUCUGCCAAUUCUUCAAUACAUCUGCAGCAAACUGGACGAAGCUCAGAAGAAACCUUAUUACAGUAAUGGAAGAAAUGGAAACACCGUGGUAUUUCUGUUGGAAUGUCUGCAUACCUUGAUAUCCUCCUUGCCGCAGAAAAUUCAUACGAACGCACAUUUUACCACCUUCCUCUGGCAGAAAUUCUGUCCUGCACUGAUAGCUUUCCUAGGUACACCGAGGGUCGACAAGACGUUCACGUCUAGGGAAGGAAAAGAGAACGAAAUUGGAAGAGGAUCUGGAUACUUGGCCACUUCUUUGAGCUUCGAUAGUCACCAGGCUAAAACUGUUUAUAGCAUUGGAACAGAAUUAGUUCGAUUAGUGGGCUGCGUGGGACCCCUUCGUCCAGUUUUAGAAUCAGUAUUUCACAGAAUGUUACUGUAUCCUCCACCUCAGCAACGCUUAGAAUCUUUGAAGGCUUUGAAAGAGCUUUUACGAAGUCCUAGUCGAAUCGUUGACUUUGCCGGUCCAUUAUUGGUGGAAGAAGAUAAAUCUAGUCAUAUUCAGAGCGACAUGGCCUUGAUGAGAUUAUCAAUGGAUUCUAUCGAAGAAUCAACAACUGGUGGUUUAAGUACAUUGCACGCUAGUGUAUCGUGCGUGGUUGCAAUGCUCUCCGCUCUUCAGGAAUUAUGCGAGGGGAAGGCUAUUAAUCACACCUACACGUGCACGAUCAAUAGCUUGUACGAAGACUUGGAAUCCUGUGACUACAAAGGACCUUUGACUUAUCAGUGCAUGGCACGGUUGCCGAAAACAUACAGAGAGCAAUUGGAGCUCAUGAAGAAGGGAAUAGGCUCCGAUUCUGACUCCUCGGGGCACGGUCCAUCGGAAGAUGGUGAUUCCACGGACACAGAAGGUCCACAGAACGAAUCUGACGAGGUUCAGGAAGAAAAUAGCUUGGAAGACAACGACUACGCGAUAGAGAACGAAAGGGAGAGAUUGAGAUUAGAAAAAUUACCAAAGUGUCUUCACGUGGGUCGUCAGGUGGCUGAUGAAUGCAACGUGGAUAUGGAAAGACAUAAUGCUAGAAAGUUCGUCAGGACAUUGAAAAGCGACUUGAUUCCUAUGGUUUUGAGUCUCAGAAGCAAUAUAGAAGUCGACGAAGCUCUGCAGAAUUUUGCUUCGGAAUAUUGUCAAGGAGUUUUCACAGCACAACAAAAGAUGCAGGAACAGACGGACACCAGUACAGAUUCAUGUGCCUUGAUUACGAUCAUGAACGCCGAUGGAAUUUACUUGGCCACCUAUGCGGCAUUAUUGUUGAACUUGAAGUUGAUUAGGAUUAAUUACUAUCACGAGGAUAAUCGUCAGGUCCCCAUCAGUGAGGAACAAUUUGUGGAAGAAGUACACGGAUCUGGAGUUCUAGUCUAUCUUUCGGCAACCUGGUUGUCUGAACUUUACCAACAAGUUCUGGCAUGUAAUUUACUCGAGAAAUGUGGCUAUAAUCCGCACUACACGGAUAACAGUGCUCUGAUAAACGUAUUAACUGAUGUUGAUGGGAUUCCUGGAAGCCAGAGAGGCGGACAGCUUUUGUCUGACUACAUACGAUUAGAAAAAGCUCAGCUAUCUCGAAGCGAACCAACACCGGAAGCGGAAGCAGGAGCGAAGCUUUCGAGAAGAGUAUUGACGUGUUGUUGGGGAAGCAUGAUGACUGUGUUGACGACAGGAUUGAAUCCUCCUAAGGAACAAAAUAACAAGGGAAUACUGAGCAGAGACGGUGGUAGACGAGGUAUCAGGGAUACUGUGAUCUUGUCGUUGGAAGGUCUUCAUAAAGCUGCAAUUUUGAGCAAUGUACUUGGCCUGCAGAAUCGUUGUGGUUCUAUCUUCGCUCUGCUGGUGAAAGCAGCCUGUACAGAGCAGUCUAUUUCGAAAAUCACGAGGACGAAGGACGUUCUGCGCCUGAAAUUACAAAACAGAGCAACUAAUAUUCACACAUCACACGCGUUGAGUAUGGACGUACUUCUGGGCAAGGGUUUAGAACUUGGAAGUCAUGGCAGCGAUUGCUGGCCUCAUGUUUUCACGUGUUCUUUGUACGUGAGCAAAUUGGAACAUGAUUUCUUUGGAAAAAAUCAGAAUCCAUCGCUUCCUAAGACUCAGCAGAAGAAAGACAAGAAAGAUAGUUCGAAUGGAGAUCCAAAGGGAAGUCAAGAUAGGCUAAAACUUAAUUUCAACAUCACCGAGGAAGAAGAAACUUGUGUCGAUGUCUAUAGUUUUCUAUCCAGUCCAUACACACAAAACUCCAGUACAGACACAAUCCCAGAAAUAAUCCAAGAAUCGAACGCGGACAGUCAAUUUAAUGGAAUACUUCCUGCCGACUAUGCCGCAAAAAUUAUCUGCGUUUUAUCCCAACAAGUCGACAGGCUAUUUGAAAAUGCUGCGCUAAAGUUGAACCUUAAAGCGUUAUGUCUAUUCUUGUCUGCUCUUUGCAGAGCUAGCAAAGCUCAGUUAUUCAAAACCACGGAUGGUCUCAAAGACAAUAAGAGGUUCUGGUGGAGAAGAAGCAAACCCAGAGAAAACGAAAUGAAUGUGCUGCUCUUGGCUCGUUUAGGAGAAGUUAUGUUGAAGUGCGUGAAGAGUGGAAGGCCCCUGAUUCAUAUAAUGAGGGUUUGGAGUAUCCUAGGGCCACACUUUAUGGAGGCAGCUUGUCACAAGGACCGUGGCAUUUCAAAAAAAGCAGUACAAUGCAUUCACGACUCGAUGGCAGCUUUGCUGAACGAGCAAGUGGAAUUGCCUCAUUUCCAUUUCAACGAGGCUCUUUUCAAACCUUUCGAGAACCUAUUGUGCCUAGAACUAUGCGACAGUGACGUUCAGGAUCAAAUCGUCAGUUGCAUCUGUGAGUUCGUCGAGACCAACAGAACCGAGAUUCGAUCAGGCUGGCGACCUCUUUUCGGAGCGCUACGUGUAGCUUCAGUUGGUAAUUCAGAUUCUGUCGAAUCUGCGCCACUCCUGGAGGUCUUCAGGGUCUUCCUAUCCACGGACAACACGCUUGUAUUCGCCAAUGCGGCGCUAGAUUGCAUUCUAUGUCUCUUGAAGCACGUCCGUGGAAUCGGUGACACGGAGGGUCACCAGGAUGAUCAGGAUCAGAUCGACGUUGCAGAAUCCAGAAGAAUGAGACUCUGUGUCGAAAGUUUGAAAUAUCUUCUCAGCUGUUCUGACAUUCUUGCAUCGAUGUAUGGCAUGCCAGCUUGCCCGAUUUUCCAUUCAGCUCAAAGAAUCCAAGUUUCGACCAUUCCUCAAUACGUCGAUCCUACGAUACCCAAUUCCGAGCUGAUCAGAUUCGAUAAACACGCUGAAUCGAUGCAGGAUACCAUACCUGAAAGACCACACGAUGUAUUAAUGGAUAACGUUCAUACAAUUACAACUUUGCAAAGUAUGGACAAGCCAAGUGGCAUUCUGAGAGUCUGGUACAUUUUGAUCGAAGGCCUAGCAAGCGCUACCAUGAUUUGUCCUAAACGUUAUCAACCUCACGCGUUGGAAACCUUGUUCCAUUUACUGAGAGACACGUUGAAUGUUCCUGGGCCAACGUUUGGUUUAUACUGUGUCAAUCACCUGCUUCUGCCUAUGGUGCAGAACUGGUUGAGGAGGACGUCGAAGAUCUUCAGAGGAUGGGACAAUUUCGCGCCUAAUUUUAAACAAUGCUGUGGACUGACUACGGAUUUGGUUGUUGAUUACUUAACUCAUUUACAAGGACCCGAGGUACUUAGAAACAACGCCUAUUUAUCAGCUACGACGUUGAUGUUGAAGCAAUUGUUGCUAGUAAUGGCGGAAUGCGUGGUCCAACCCACGGAGAGUAUAGCUCGUCUAGGUUGCGCCUGUAUUAGGCACGUUCUAGUGAGCAGCGGACCGCUACUCACCCCAGAACAAUGGGAAGUUUGCGGCGUCGCCUGUUACCGCGCUUGUUCAAAUUCCCUGCAAGAGUUGCACCAGCUGACCAUGGCUUUCUCGCCGAGAUCCGAGUCCUUUUACGGUGACGUUGCACAGGUCAAGGUUGCAGCGCGACGAGAUGCGACCAUCGAAGAAUCAGAAAGGCUGCGACAGCUCGCUGCUCAGGUGUUCCUCCUGGAGGAACAACGCACCGAAGAUACUUCGAGAAGAUCUGACGACAGAUCCUACGUUUUCCUUCUGUAUCCACCCUCGGUGGCUUCCACACUCAAUCCCGACCUUUAUAUCGUUAGAGUUCAGCUCAGAGCCUUGAUUGUUGGCCUCUUGGUCCAUCAGAUGCUUCUUCAUUGCAUCGCCAUUAUUCUUUUGCAAGGUCCUGACUCGUCUUUCCCUAGUUUGUCUAACGUCAUACCACAAUCAGCAGCAUCGACAUCGACAAAAACAGUGAUACCAGGUUUCCUGUCUUGUCUAACCAAUCACCACAUAGACAUUUUUCUCUCAGCUUUGGAUCUAUCUUACGCAACCGCUUUAAAAUUUGACUGUCGUCCUGGAUUAAAAUUCUUGGUCCAAAAGGUAGCUAAUCUGCCUCAACCAGCGAAUCUCUAUCGUCAAGCUGGAGUGGCUUGGACAAUCAAGAUCGUCACUCUAUUCGAGCUCUGUUUACACAAAAUAGAAGACACGCAAGCUAGCCUAGAAACCGUGAAAAUGAUCCUCGCUUCGAACUCAGGCGACAGAGAACCCCUCAAAGAACCGAGUCUUCGAAAACUCUCGAAAUAUCUGAAACAAUUACGGACUACAUUCGAAGAACUUUGCGAAAGUUACGUGGAAGUGGUUUUGGACGAAGAUGGAAGACACACGAGAGUAGAUAGCUUUUCCGAAAGGAAGAUAUUUUUGCUGAUAGCUCAACCGGACGAUUUUCCAGAGAUCACAGGAAAAGAACCGAUCAGUGACAGAGUUCUGGCUACUCCAGCUCCCAUCGAAUUGCCCGAAGGUCCAGACGAUAUAGAAGAUGGGGAAGAUCAAAUGGAUCAAGAAUAUCAAGAAGAUCAGGAGGAUAUCGAGAACUAUAAUCCAAAUUUGGACGACGAAAGUGGAUUGGAGGAGCUUGGUCCAGAGUGUGAAGACGAUCCGAGACCUUUUAGGCUGUCCGACCUAGCGGUGGAGUAUUCUACUGAUUCUGGUCCCCAGUCUGAACCGGAAACCGAUGACUCUAGACCAGUCUCUAGAUUAGGAUCGGUCACAGAGAAGGCUGUGUACCCUGAUAGAUCCGGCGGUACUUCCAGCGAAGGAUACAUAGAUGGAAAAUACAAUUCUACUACACCAGCACCUUCACGAUUCAUUAAUACCAGAGAUAAUUUAUAUUACAAGUUUGAUUCUUUAAGAAGAACCGAGUCUGUCGACUCUUUUGGGACUUCUGUGUUGGAAAUAAAAUCUACGAACACUGGCUUGACGUACGACGAAGCUGAUUUGUUCAGGAAAUCAAAGUUGGAGAGAAGAAGGAGCGAUGCUUGUUUGUUGGCUCGGAAAAGUUCCUUGAGAUUCGUCGAGCCAGUUGAAACCGACGACUCUGAGAGAUUCGUGAGGUUCAAUCCUAGGAAUAUUCGAUGUAGAUCGGUGAUGGAACUGAGAAAAACAGCUGGGUCCACGGUGUCUGAAUCGUCGAACGAUCUUGAGAUGUCUCCGCGUGUUUCCUCGAAAAUUGGAGAAAAGGAAGAGGAUGAUUUACCUAAAAUUUUUGAUAAUAUAGAUGAGUUGCUCCGUGAUUACGAGAGAAGCAAACGAGGCUUUAGAACUAAUCCGUUUUUAAGAAAGGAUGGCGGUGAUUCUAACGCGGAGACUGAAGAGAUAGCAAGUCAGGAAUCUGCCUUUCAUAAGAAGAGUAAUGUAUGCAAGGAUAGCGAAGCUCACAGGAAUGCUUGGGCAGAGAUGCUGAGCACAGUUUUGGAUUGGACUCUGGCUUUAUCUGAUGAUCAACUGAUUCCGCUGCUUCCUGUUUUCGUCAGCGGUGUAAGAGUGUUGACACGGUACGCGGUCGACCAGGUUCUCAAGCAACGACUGUCCACGCUUUUUCAUCGAAUCGCGGUGUUAUACGGGUUGACGAGCAAUUAGGAACAGCUUCAAUACAUCUGGGAACAGAUGUAUUUUCACAAUUCAUUCUGAAGUUCUUUGGUGCUAAUCGAAGACACUGAAUGUUAAUCGAGUGUCUGCAGGAAAUUUGAGCGUUGAAAGGAUGUUUGAGACUGUUUCUCAGCGUUUACAAAGAAUCUAUGACUGUUUGAAGAACGUAACUGGUUUCAGUCAAUAUAUUCUCAAUAAGUAUUAAAUCUUCCACUUUACGACGAAGAAGAACGUUAAUAGACUGAUGACCAGAGUCAAUCUACGAGUUUAAGACGACAGAUUGUUGUAUUUCAGGAUGUUUUUCAAGAUGAGCAACCAGCGAACGAUUUUAACUCUAUUUUAAGAAGCUGUAUUUUCCACAUUCAUCCUCUUGCUGAAGUUUUAAGGACCAUUUCGCAUGUCAUGAUCAUUAAUCGACUUGGAGAAAGAGAUCGGAAAUUUGACGAGGGAGUAAGGUAUAAAGAUCCUUUCUUCAUCCAUAAUUUUCACCAAGAAGGGAAAAAGAGAUAACAAGGAUUCCACGAUUCUCGUGAAGAUCAAAGAUCACUUCGUUACGCGACUAACAAAGUCGCACGAAAAAUUGAACCAACUUUGAGUAGUAUAAAUAGGAGCAUUGCGUCCAUAAUUCUCUUCAAAAAAGAAAGAGAUUGCACGAUUAGCAAGAAGAUCAACGACGAUUUUGUUACUUGGAGAAAAAUACCAAUUCUCAGUUUCACAAGGAAGCGAAUGAUUUUCAAUUCGUACAGCGGAAUCUGUUACAUCGUGCAUAUAUAAACGAUAAUAUAAACGUUAUGCAUGCGUAAGCGAUGAACGAUAUUGAAAAAGGAGGAAAAACGAGAAAGAGGUUCCAUAUCAAGGGAUCAUCAUCUACGUCAUCUCCUUAGAAGUUCCACGAUAAAGAAGAUAAAAGAUCGUUUCGUUUCUUCGCAAACGAAUAUAAAUUCUCAACUUCACGAAGAACUGAGCGAUUUCCAGUUCGAACAGUAUAAUCAGAAACAUCAUAUACGUAAGAAAACAACGUAACUUCGAUUCAUUUUUCAAAGGAAAGAAACGAUGUCCCCUUUUCAUCGUGGAAGCCUCGCCUAUCUCUAGUUUACCGCUGAGACGCGUCGACACGGAGAGACAAGGAUUUUAUUUACGAUCCACUCUGCACGCACAUCUUCUCGAUUCUCAUUUUAUGCUCUUUGCGCUUAACUGUAGUUUGCGGUCCAGUCGCAGAGUCGGAUGUACCGGGAUUUUACAUCCAUCGGUCGAACACACGCGUCGCGACCAGUUCGAUACAUUUCGUUAGCUGCCACGGAGUUUACCUAUGGAUUUUUCGACAUUUUUAACAGAAUUCUGCGAUUUUUCCUUCUUUUUUUUUUUUUAACGAGGUACCAACGAUUUCUAACGAAAUUCUAUAAUUUUUCCAGCUUCUAUUUUUCUUCCUUUUUUAAGAGAAACUAGCUAUUUUUAAAAGAAUUAUAGAAUUUCUUUUCUUUUUUUUUCACGGAAAAGGAGGAAAUUCAUAAAAAAUCUCAGAGUGAUUCUUCUGCCUCAAUAUAUCUAAAAAUAAAUCUAGAACUUCCAAGAACAAGGAAGUGCAUUACAUGUUUCUUUCUAGAUUUACUUUUUGAAAUAUUUCUCACUCAACUAUAUUCCAUUUUUUCUGAUUCAUCCAUGAAUUGGAUACAUCAGAGAGUUACUGUUACUAGUAUAAAAGACGAGAACGUAAUUAGCGAGUUAAGAGUUAAAGAUCGACGUUGAUUUUGGAAGUUAGAAACAGAUUGCCUAGGAUAGAAAUAUUAUUUUUCGUGUGAACAAAAUGAAGAAAGAGGUUCAGAUUGAUAGAAAGCUUUCUGAUUUUGCCAAAGAGUUCUUAAAUGCAUCGUAAUUGAAAACAAUCGUAGCGAAAUGAGACGAAAAAUAAGAAGAAAAAGAAAAUGAAAAUGACGUUAUAUUUUCCUGUAAAUAGUAAGUCUUGCUGCUGGUUCAUGGCGAUACGAUUAAACCAGACGGGCUAGAUAUUUUUAUUGUUAAUUUUUAUCGUUACGAUAUUUAGCCGACGACUAGUAAAUGAUUUUGAGUUUCGUUUAUCGCUUCGAUAUAUAUUAUACAUAUAUUUUGUAUAUCGUUUGUAUGUUAAAAACGAGAAGAGAAGAAUUGACGAUUGUUGUAUAAAUCGAUCCAUUGCCCCCUCGAAUUUUCUAAUUCUGUCCUCAGAUAAUUCCAUCGGUGUUGUAAGUAUUGUUGAGCGUCAGAUCCUUUAAAUGAUGAAAAAAAAAAAAAAAUAAGAAUGUGGAGGGGUUACUUAUUGAUAAUAAAACGUGCCUACGUAGAACCCUGUCUUCUUUUGUUUUUUCUUCUUUAAAAAAACAACACACACGAAAAAGAGAUAAACGAAAUUUACUCAAAGCCGAAUAAUUUUCUCCGUGCGAGAAAAAGAACGAAAUGCGGACAGUAUUGACACAUAUAGUAUUUUUAAUCGAGAUCAGCGUAACUUGAGCACGAUAGACAAGUAAGAGAUGUAUGAGCGUGAAACGUUCGAUUAUUUCAAGUUAAUAAAAUUGUACUACCGAA